Molecule: messenger RNA, 1512 nt
Organism: Aspergillus melleus
Lineage: Eukaryota; Fungi; Ascomycota; Eurotiomycetes; Eurotiales; Aspergillaceae
Exons: 6
Coding region: 1-1512 (503 amino acids)
Source: RefSeq, a predicted model, not a curated record
AUGACGGUCCCACAGCCCCAGGUGCAUCACCCAGGCCUUGAUGCCACAUUCCAAGGGGUUCAGAAAAUGUCAGAUGGUAUAUCUGUGAAUCAAUAUCGAGGAAUCAAGUAUGCUCGAAUUCCGGGACGGUUUGAGCGCGCGAUUCCGGUGGAUGGUUUCGAUGCGAAAGUAGUAGACGCAACAAAAUUUGGCCCGAGAUGUCCGCAAGUAGACGUGGAUGUGCGCCACUUACUGCGCAUUCCCGAAGACGUCGAAAUCCCCAAGGAGCCAGAGGAUGAGUUUGAAUGUCUAAACCUGGAAAUCACCUGUCCGCCUGCCGGGUUGACGAGCCAUUCGCUUCCUGUCAUGCUUUGGAUUCACGGUGGUUCACAAGUAGUGACAUAUUGCUCUGCUGCUUCCGGGAUCUGCGACCCAACCAAACUCGUCGCAGACUCCAUAAAGGCAGGAAAUCCCUUCGUCUUCGUCUCUAUCAACUAUAGAGUCAACAUCUUCAGCUUCGGCGACGGCAAGGAGAAGAACCUCGCACUGAAAGAUCAGCGGCUGGGAAUUGACUGGGUGCGCAAACAUGUCGCGGCGUUUGGAGGUGACCCAAGCAACAUCACACUAGCAGGCGAAAGUGCCGGAGCUGUCUACGUACACGCGCAUCUAAUUACCGGUGUCUCUGUGAAAAGAGCCGUUCUUGCCUCCGGGUCCUUGUACCUGUCCUCGCCGUUACCGGUUGAGCGAGGAGAUGCAAUGAUUAGGACUUUAGAAGAGACUGUGAAAGGCCUGGGAGAGACAUCCCUGAGGGAAGCCUCCGUUUCAAACAUUAUACAGGCCUUACAAAAGUGCAAUGUCAAUACGAUGUGGAUCCAGGAAGAUCGUGAACUCGAAGAUUGGCCGAACAAACCGGAGCAGGUCGAGGAGGUCAUGAUCGGGGAUACAGAAUAUGAGUCCGUGAUCUGGAGAAACGGCAUCGAGACGCUCGACGGGCCAACUAUCGCUACGGCGUUCGAGCAGGACCCUAAAUGGGGCCCGCAGCUGCGCAAAUUGUACAACGUCGUUGCAGAUCGCCCGACAGCUUGUAAGCUGGGUGCCUUGGAUUUAGUAAACGAUGUGCGAUACGCACUCCCAGUGGAAGUGGUCUCGGAGAAGCUGCAAGCCGCUGGCAAACGCGUCUACAAAUACGUGAUCGAUCAGCCGAAUCCGUGGCAGGCAUCCAGCCGCUCUCAUCAUGCGGUCGAUCUUCUUUUCUUGUUCGCAGGGGUGGAUCUAUCGUUCAACCCUGCCGCGGAGAAUGUUGGUCAAGAAAUGAGAAAUCGUUGGAUAUCGUUUGUGAAUGGAAGCGCUCCGUGGUCCCUGCAGCGUAGAUAUUCGUUUGGACCUUUCGGGGAGUGUCAAGAAAUCGACGAGAGGCAAGUGGCCAACAGGAGACGACUGGAGCAUGUCCGGGUACUGAAAGAAGCUGGAAUGGGAGUAUACAUACCCAUCAUAUUCGCCUUGACGACAGGGAAGAUCAGCUUAUUAAAUUAG